Miscanthus lutarioriparius is the source of this 1131-nucleotide messenger RNA. The record is from the annotation of a GenBank genome assembly. Lineage: Eukaryota; Viridiplantae; Streptophyta; Magnoliopsida; Poales; Poaceae.
AUGGAACUCCACCACCGUGGAAAGAUUGCGAGGAAGGCGUUUGACGAGCUCUUUCUCUCCUUCCACCAUGGCCACGACCGCCAUGUCGUCUCCUCCUACGACAAUGCCAGCGUGGAUGGGUUGUUCUCGUGCCAUACGUUGGGCCCAGGAAGUUUGGAGUGUGCUGAUGGCAGCAGAAGCAGCAUCAACAAGUGGACCAAAAUUACGAGCACAAACUCGUGGAGAUGGUGCCUAGGGUUGAUUUACAUCGUUGCUGUUGCCGGUAUAUGGAUUGCCGCUAGCUACAUUGUGCAGUCUGUUGUGGAUGCCGGCGUCUCUCCGUUCUUGAUCACCUACAUAUGCAAUUCUCUGUUUGUCGUCUACAUUCCCAUAGUUGAGGCUGCCCGGUACUUUGAGGAUUCUGUCGGCAACUUUUGGACAAAGUUGAAAUUCAAGGAUGCUGAAAGCCUGCAGCAGGCAUCUGACCUGGAGAGUGUGAAUCUUCUCCAAAGUGGGGGGCAUGAGAUCAAUGUUGCCUCGGAUCAAUCACAAACAAGGCCGUCUGAAGACACUUCAGUUCCAGAUACAAGCUUCCCUGCCAGCAAAGGGUUGGAUGCAAAAGGGCGCUGGACGCGUGCUCGUGUGGCCAAAGUGAGCAUGCUAAUCAGCCCCUUUUGGUUCCUUGCACAGCUUACAUUCAAUCUGUCUCUAAGAUACACCACUGUUACGUCAAACACGAUCUUGAGUAGCACGUCUAGCCUCUUCACUUUCUUGGUUGCAUUAGUUUUCCUUGGAGAGACAUUCACAUGGUUGAAGCUAAUUAGUGUGCUUCUCUGCAUGGGAGGUUUGAUAGACAAUGUUUUGAGUGACUACUUGUGGGGUAAAGCGAUCCUUCUCACAACAACUACGGUCGCUACAGCUGGCCUCACAAUCCAAGUUCCAAUUGCUGCCAUUGUGGACACGCUCACCGGUCAUGCUCCUCAUCUACUGGACUAUAUUGGAGCUGCUGCCGUCCUAGUCGGUUUUGCUGGGAUCAACAUACCAGUCGGAGAGUCUCCACAGGUUGUUCAGCAAGAGCAGGAAACUCCAAUUGUUAGCAUGGUUGAUGACCGGUUCAUUUGCCCAGCAGUACCAAUGGCAAUGGUAACUUGA